Cladocopium goreaui is the source of this 1476-nucleotide messenger RNA. NCBI's taxonomy places the organism in Eukaryota, Dinophyceae, Suessiales, Symbiodiniaceae. The record is from the annotation of a GenBank genome assembly.
AUGGCAAUGGCAAGAGCCCUUAGAACAAGAGCAUGGGCAAGCGUUGCUCGGAGCACCCAUCACAGGUCGCUUCUGCAGCCUGCGCCACGGUUAGUCUGUGGUGCCUCUGCUCUGUGUUCGAGCUGCCACGCUUCCCGAGCAGUUUCCAGAGUUGCAAGAAUUGGGAUAUAUCCACAGGCGAGAUGGUUUGCCGCAGAGCCCAGUUCUGGACAGACUCGGAAUACCACGGAUGUGCAGGAUGCACAGAAAGGUGCAGACAGCCCAGAUCCAAAGCCUGAGGGUGAGCGCAGGCGAACCCCAGAUAGUGUCGUCUUUACCUGGAAGUCAGCAAUUUUCACAUGCUUCGUUGGGGGAGCUUGCGUGUGGUACUUCGACUACCUCAAAGAAAAGAAGGAGGCGGAGUCCCGUGCGAUCACUACCCAGGAGCGAAUUGGCUUGCCUCGUCUUGGUGGACCCUUUGAGCUGGUGGACAGGAAAGGCAACACAGUAACGGAGAAAGAUUUCCUCGGUCAGUACCUGCUGAUCUACUUUGGCUUCACAUUUUGCCCUGAUAUUUGUCCUCAGGAAAUGGAGAAGCAGAGUCGAGCUAUUGAGUUGCUUGAUGAGGAGUUUGGCCCAAUCGCCACUCCAAUUUUCAUUAGUGUCGAUCCCAAGCGGGACAAACCGGCUUUGGUGGAUGACUACUGUAAGGACUUUCACCCGCGGAUUGUCGGGUUGACCGGCACGCCGGAGCAAGUGAAGAAGGUGAGUCGUGCAUACCGAGUGUACUACAAUGAAGGCUUGAAAACCGAUGAAGAGGACUAUUUGGUGGAUCACUCCAUCAUUCAUUACUUCGUUGGAAAGAACGGCAAGUUCAUUGACUUCUUCGGAAAGAACAUGACAGCGAAGGAGAUGGCCGAGAAGAUGCGUGCCCACAUUCGGCAGGAUCAAGAAAAGCGCAAACAGCGCAAGAAGCGUCGCGGGGUGGAGGGCACAGAGGAGGAAGAGGCGUCCGAACUCUCGGUUCUUGAAAUCAAUGAAUGGCUAGACAAGUUCUUUUCGUUGCGGCUCUCCACCAACAUGCUGAUGUCCCAGUAUAUUCAGAUGUCAACGGGCCGUUCUCAAUCAGUAGAUGGAGCCUUCCUUGAUCUGCCGGACAGUCCUUACAGGACUUCGGUUGAUCCACAGUGCAAUAUACCAAGGAUAGCUUCAUAUGCAGCUUCCAUUGUCAGGCAAUUGUCUUUACUCAGGUAUGGUGUUGCUCCGGCCAUUGAAGUUCAUGAUUACGGGACUGAGGCGAUACCGUUUAUUCCCAAGUACUUCUUGUACAUUGCUUCGGAGCUCCUGAAGAACGCCGUGCGAGCAACCGUGGAGUGGCACACACCUCAUGCAGAUGUAGAUGGUGUGUGUGGCGGCGAGGCCAGAAGAAUGCAAAAAGCAACCUGUCAGUUCCAAUUUCUGAUUGAAUGGCAACUGAAGCUUUUGAGGAACCAUUGA